CUUCGUGCAGAGGGUACAAACACCGCACCAUACUCCGACACUGCUCCGUACGAACUCUCUCGACUCUCCGCCUCUCUCGACCACGCUGACGGCAGAUCCCUUUUCACCGAAACGGUCAGAUAGCCGUCGCAACGGCUGCCCUUGAAAAGCCCUCGCUUGCGCCACCCGCCGUCGUUGUAACACGUUCAAACCCGUUUCACGUGCCCCGCCAUCUUUUUUGUCAACGCCUGAGGCUGUGGCACGACAUUGACACACUUAGAUCGACGGACAUACGCAUUGCAUCCCUUGGGAAAAUCUCAAGAUGACUGCGGCGUCGCCUACGCAACAGCUUCACUCUCCUCAUCACAGCCCCAACAAGCGUCCUAAAGGCAUACUAAAAAACCCCAAGCCAUAUAAUGGUGGUUCGGCACUCCCGUCUCCUGAGUCCCAGCAAAGACCUGGCCUAGAGCACAGGGAGUUGUCAGAGAAGGAGAUCACACUUGCAAACACACUCUCCAAUGCCGGGGGACGACGUCGCUCGUCUUCGACCCCGCGCGUUUUCUCGUCGCGCCGAACAUCCAACUCGCACGACGGCGAAGAGAAUAGCCCCCGCCUCAAGUGGGACGAAGCCAACUUGUACCUCACGGAGCAGCAGCGCGACAGCACCAUGAAGAUAACCGAGCCAAAAACGCCGUACGCCAAGCAAUACGAUCCGGCGGAAGAUGAAGAAGAGAUCGAGGCCAUCAACGCUAGUGAGGUCGUUGUAGACGAGCUUGACCAGGCCAGAGGAAAAAAGGCACCCAGGGACGAGGACAUCCCGGACAUAGACAUUGGCGAGCCGGAAAACCCCAGGCUGGAGCAUGCGCGAACACCGGAGAGCGAGCGCAGGGUCAUCGUCGACCCUGACCAGCAUGACGAGGGGUUUCAUGGAGAGGAACCGGAGAAUUUGCCAGAGGCCGAAAAGGAGAAGCACGCCAAGUUCGAGGCGGCCCGUAGAAAGCACUACGAGAUGAGGAACGUAAAGAAUUUGUUAGGUCACCCCGAGCAACUCGACGAACUGGAUGACGACGAACCGGUGCCUCCAAUGCCGGCUCAAAACGGUGUGUGAACUAGAAUCGUUUAUUCUCCUCCUUUACCAGCGAAAAAAGGGGAGAUACAUUUCACGGUGCGACGAUACAGCAGAAGACUGUCAUUUGAUUGAUUUGUGCAUAUACCCGCUAAUUCAAAGUUGCCUGAGAAGAGGCCUUUGUGACGUUGGAUGGUACCUGGCCUUGGCUGAUUGAACUAUGAGCCUCUUUCUCAAUUGAAAUUCUCACCGCUAGCACUUCGUAACACUCGCUUCCAUUCUACAACAUCUCAUUUACGUUGGCGACAUGUAGAUAGUUUCGUGGCAAGGAAGAAUGGUUUUAAUUUCCAUAUGUAUAUCAAUCUUGGCUCUUCUCCUGUGUUACGAGAGAGCUUUUUGGCUUAAAACAAUCCACGCUGAUGCUAUAAAUUUACUUUGGGCAUUUUUUUUUAAAGAUCCUAUCCAUUCAUAGAUAUAUAUAUAUAUAUAUAUAUGCAUUGAAGAUCAUAUGCAUUGAA
Verruconis gallopava is the source of this 1563-nucleotide messenger RNA. RefSeq lists its product as uncharacterized. The record is from RefSeq and is a predicted model, not a curated record. Lineage: Eukaryota; Fungi; Ascomycota; Dothideomycetes; Venturiales; Sympoventuriaceae. Gene Ontology annotation, molecular function: protein phosphatase inhibitor activity. Gene Ontology annotation, biological process: regulation of signal transduction. The transcript has 3 exons. The coding region runs from base 302 to 1087 and encodes 261 amino acids.